CAGGCAUCUGAUGGGAGUUGGUUAAACUAAAAGAUGGGGUCCGUCGUCGGCACGGCGGCGAACGGCAUCGGCACGUUCCUCGGCAACGCCUUCACCGCGCCCUUCAGGAGUCUCUUCGGCGCGUCCUGCGAGGGCGUUUGUUCAGGGACGUGGGACGUGGCCUGCUUCCUGGAGCACCUGUGCGUGUCCAGUCUAGCCAGGCUCUUCAUGGUGCUGGUCCUCUCAUACAUCAUGCUGUUGCUGGCGUACCUGAUGUGCAAAGUGGGCAUCAUCCAGUGCGUGGUGAAGAAGGGCUGCAAGAUGUCGGCGGCGGCGUGCUCUGCCUGCUGCCGCGUGCUGGGGGCCUCGUCCUGCUUCCUCUGGCGCAAGCUGCGGGACACCAAGCGCGUGCACCGCGGACGACGCGCCGGAUCGAGCUCCGAAGAAGAGGGCUCCGAGGACUCCUACGACGAUGCUGAUGAUGGGAGGAGCGUGAGAAGGCGGAGCAGGGCGAGAGAGGGGUCGUCGUCGGUGAGGGAGAGGAAGAAGGACAGGCUGCGGCGGUUGUCCUGUUGA
Brachypodium distachyon (stiff brome) is the source of this 555-nucleotide messenger RNA. RefSeq lists its product as uncharacterized. The transcript is spliced from 3 exons. The record is from RefSeq and is a predicted model, not a curated record. The coding region runs from base 34 to 555 and encodes 173 amino acids. NCBI's taxonomy places the organism in Eukaryota, Viridiplantae, Streptophyta, Magnoliopsida, Poales, Poaceae.